Balaenoptera musculus (blue whale) is the source of this 1815-nucleotide messenger RNA. RefSeq names its product zona pellucida glycoprotein 1 (gene ZP1). Gene Ontology annotation, molecular function: structural constituent of egg coat; acrosin binding. Lineage: Eukaryota; Metazoa; Chordata; Mammalia; Artiodactyla; Balaenopteridae. Gene Ontology annotation, cellular component: egg coat. Gene Ontology annotation, biological process: binding of sperm to zona pellucida; prevention of polyspermy. The record is from RefSeq and is a predicted model, not a curated record.
AUGACUAGGACUCAGGGCUCUCACUGCCGUGACCUGACUUCAAUCCCUGGCUGGGAGCUGAAACCCUGCUUCCAGCCGCUGCAGGCUGAAGCGAUCCAGCAUCAGGCAGAUGAGCUCUGGGACUUGGGAGAGACGCCUUCCUCACGAUCUCCCCUCACCCUGCGAGGUGAAUUUGGGAACCCAUCUGAGGUGAACAGCUGCUCCAUCCCCCAGGGACCCGCUGUCUUUUCUGCCAAUUACAAAGACUGUCAUGUGCUGGAGAAGGAUGGGCGCUCCCACCCGAGGGUGUUCGUGGAAGCUGGGCUGCCCAAUGGCACUCUGAUCUGUCCCAAACCUGAUCACACCUGGACUCCAGACUCCCACCUGGCACCACCAACCACAUUCUCCCUUCCUGCCCCUCAUCCCCCUAGGUACCCUCUGACUCAGGAACAGUGCCAGGUGGCCUCCAGGCACAUCCCCCGCAGAGUGAGAAGAAGUUCAAAGGAAGCGUCAGCUGGCUGCAGUCAUGACAACACCAGAGAGGGUCCCUGUUACUAUGGCAACACAGCGACUGUCCAGUGCUUCAGAAACAGUCACUUCGUCCUGGUGGUGUCCCAGGAAACGGCCUUGGUGUGCAGGACACUGAUCAAUCUCCACCUGGCCCGCACCUCCCCCGGCUGCCCCCCAACCAGGAGGCGGGAUUCCGUGGUCUCCAUGGCUGGCCCUCUCACCUGCUGUGACACCACAGUCCAGGAAGACUGUCUCUUCCUACAGGUGGACCGCAUCCAGCACAACCAGCUGGUGACCAACAUCGGCAUCUGGAUGGGGCCACAGGGUUCCAUCACGUGGGACGGCACCUUCAGGCUUCACAUCCACUGUGUCUUCAACGCCAGUGACUUCCUGCCCCUCCAGGCGCCCCUCUUUCCUCCCCCUCCAGCCACUGUGACCCAGCACAGCCCCCUGUGGCUCCAGCUGCAGAUCGACAAGGGAAAAGGGUACGACAAGGCUUUCAGCUCCUACCACAGGGAGGGGGACCACCCCAUUGUGGGGCUGCUUCAAGAGUCUGACCCCAUGGAGGUCUGGCUCCUGCAGAGGACAGACCCCAUUCUGGUCCUGGUGCUGCACCACGCCAACCCCUUCCAGUAUCCUCAGUGGCCCAUCCAGUCAGGUGAGUGUCCUUUCGGUGACAGCUCAGGACCUGAACGAUGGCCUUGGAGGGUAGCUCUGCCCUUCCACUCUCACUACCAGUGCUUCACCGUUGCCACCUUCGCCCUCCUGGACACUGGCUCCUGGAGGGUUUACUUCCCCUGCGGUACCUCUGCCUGCUGCCCCUCAGGGCUGAAGACUUACUCGACUACGUGUAGCUCUGGGGCUGCAGGACGGCAAUGAGCCUCAGGUCACCACAAUGACAUUGCCAGGCCCAGCACGGUGAGCUCUCCCGGGCCACUGGGCUUUGAGGAUUCCUACAGGUGGGAGUCUACGCUGGGGCCUGCAGUGAGGGCAGGAGAUGGUGUGACUGAAUUCAUUGGGGAACUAAGCAAAGCUAGCCACGGUCCACCUCACCUGCAAAAGGGCAGCUUCAGCUCUGCCCAGUGUGAUUACCAAGGGCUGGGGUUUGGGGAGAGGGUUGGAGGGGCCCUUGCCCAGCCCUGCCAUCCUUCAGAUCCCUUUUGUCUGGCAGGCUCCACCAUGAACUGCAGCCCAAGGCCUCUCCUCUGGGUAAUUCUUUUGCUGUUGGCUGUUGCCCUGGUCUGAGGGGUUGGCGUCUUUGUGGACCUGAGCCAGGCCAAGCCCAGAAGCUCCUGGAAGGCAACAGAAGGUGAACAGGCUGAAUAG